AUGCUGAUGCAUACUACCGGUCUGAUGAGGGAUCAUGAGUCUUGUUUGAUGGCUUGUGGUCUUAGACGAGACUGGUAUCUGCAGUACGACAGAGGAACAACGAUGGAGUGCGAUUGGAACUGUACUUCAGUACCGUAUGUACAAUCUGGAGGAAGGAUCGGUCAGAUUUAUGAUGGACCGGAACGUUGGCGGGAAAUGAGCAAAAGAUCAAGAGAAAUCGACGGAUGGCAGGACUUCGAGAUCAAGCCUGCUUUGAUCGGUCUAGUACAGAGAAAGGUGUUUUCUGGUCUCUUUACAGAAAUUCCAAUGGAGCAUAUUGAGAGCUUCGAAAAAGUCUGCAGUUUCACUCGCGCGAAUGGUGUUCCACCAGACUACAUCAGGUGCAUGUUAUUCCCAUUCUCUCUUGAUGGAAAAGCUGCACGGUGGUUGAACUCUCUCCCUACCGGCUGUCUCACUUCAUGGGAACAGAGUGCUAUGAACUCUGCCAGCAAAGGAGACUUCAUGACUCAGACCACUAAUGGAGCGUUUGAGCUGAUUGAGAUCAUGGCUACCACCUCAGCCAAUAAGAACGAGGAGAGUGAUUGCUACAAGAAAGGGAACAAUUCCGACACCCAGAAGAUAGAUGAGCUGACUGCCAAAGUUGAUCAGCUACUGAAAAAAAACAAGAGCACGUCUUCAGCAUGGAGCAAUCUACGGCCGGGCAGAUUCAAUCGUAGAGCAAUCGGCAAGCUAUUCCAGCUACCGGGAACAGGUAUGCAGAUUCAUGGCAAGACAUUGAAUCAGUAUGAUACUGUGAGAAACCACAUAAAGAGGAUUGAUGUUCAACUUGCUCAAACAACUGAGAGUGUCAAGAGUCAGCAAGGUAUGCUUCCUGGAAAGAAUGUGAUGAAUCCUAGGGUUGAGCACUGUAAUGCAGCAGAGCUGAGAUGUGAGAAAUAUGAGGGAAAGGAACUGGAGCAACUGUCUGUUGAGACUGUUCCAAACGCAGAAGAGAGAAUAGAGCACUCUACUAGCUCUAAAGUGACUGCUCCCGACGAACUUGCUGAGACUCCACCAGUUCGAGUCUAUGUUCCUAAGGUUCCAUAUCCAAUUCCACCUAGACAUUUGAUGGAUCCUAUUAGUGCAGAACAGCUAGCUGGGUUUAGGAAGAUGGUGAGAAGACUUCCUCAAAAUAUCUCAUUUGAACAUGCUUGGGAGAUUCGGCCAUUGCAUAUGUUCUUCAAAAUUUGCAGAGCAUCUCAGGAGGAUAUCAAGGCACUCUUUACUGAAGCACUGACACCAUCACUGAAGGUACUUCCUAAGGUUGAUGACCCUGGAAAGUUUGUUUAUCCUUGUUCCAUUGCUGGAGUGGAAUUCAAGGAAACUCUUUGUGAUUCUGGGUCAAGUGUGAACCUUGUCUCAAAAGCGAUUGUAGACGAGUUAGGCAUUGUUGAUGUUGAGCUUUCUCUGGUGACUCUGGCUUUUGCAAACUCUUCCAUGGCAGUCCCUUAUGGCACAAUUCGCAACCUUCAUGUCCUAGUUGGGAACUAUAUUCUCCAUACCAAAUUUUAG
This is a messenger RNA of Brassica oleracea var. oleracea, 1551 nucleotides long. RefSeq lists its product as uncharacterized. The coding region runs from base 1 to 1551 and encodes 516 amino acids. The record is from RefSeq and is a predicted model, not a curated record. The transcript is spliced from 5 exons. NCBI's taxonomy places the organism in Eukaryota, Viridiplantae, Streptophyta, Magnoliopsida, Brassicales, Brassicaceae.